Messenger RNA from Ananas comosus (pineapple), 3028 nucleotides. Its product is annotated as pentatricopeptide repeat-containing protein At4g35130, chloroplastic-like. The record is from RefSeq and is a predicted model, not a curated record. Lineage: Eukaryota; Viridiplantae; Streptophyta; Magnoliopsida; Poales; Bromeliaceae. Gene Ontology annotation, molecular function: RNA binding; protein binding. The transcript is spliced from 2 exons. Gene Ontology annotation, biological process: RNA modification. The coding region runs from base 106 to 2151 and encodes 681 amino acids.
UAGCGGUAUGCCGGCACCGACUUCGUUGUCUUUCUCUGUUUUUUUUUUUUCUCGUCCCCUCGCAAUCCCUCCGCAACUCCUCUAGCCACACCUCGUAACAGUAACAUGCUCGUUUCCCUCCCCUCCCAACGGUCGACUCUUUUCAAAUUCAAACACCACCGCUUCCUCCUCUUCCUCUCCCCCUUCUCCACCUCCUCUCCCAACCUCUUGCCCCUCAUCCCCACGGCCCGAAUACUUCAACAGGCCCACGCGCGCCUCAUCCUCCACGGCCAUGCCCACAACUCCACCAUUUCCCGCCACCUCGUCGCGCGCUACGCCGAGCUCGGCAGCGUCGACCUCUCCCUCGCCGUCCUCUCCUCAGCCCGCCACGUGUCGCCCGCUCUCCACGCCUCGCUCCUCCGCAACUUCUCUCUCCAUGGCUGCUCGGAGGAAACCCUAAUAAGGGUUUAUUCCCUAAUGCUUCACGAGACCCAAUUUUUAGAUGAAUCCGUUUACCCCUUCGUAUUCAGAGCUUGCCCUAAUCUUCGUGUGGGCCAACAAGUACAUACCCAUGUGGCAAAAUUGGGUUUUGAGAGCUCUACCCUUGUGGGUAAUGCUUUAAUGGAAACGUACCUAAAAAACGGUGCACUGUGUUAUGCCCAACGAGUGUUCGAUGAAAUGCCGGAGAAAAAUUCGUCUUCUAGGAAUAUGAUGAUCUCUUGGGUGUGUGAGUGUGGUAAUCCAAUAGAGGGUUUUAGAUUAUUUGAGAGAAUGAUUUUGGAAGGAUUUGCGCUUGAUUCAGAUACUGUUGUUAAUCUUCUUCGGGCUUGUGUACUUUUAAAUAGCUUAGAAGCAGGCAAAUUGGUUCAUAAACUAGUCAUUGCAUACGACUUGUUUGAUGAGUUGUCAGUGAGUACUGCUCUAUUGACAAUGUAUUGUAAGUUGGGUAGAUUAGAGACGGCAAGAAUAUUGUUCGAUAAGAUCGGCAAUAAGGAUACUGCAGUUUGGAAUAUCAUGAUCUCGGGUUAUUCACGGAAUGGAUAUCCUGAACAUGCCCUAGAAUUGUUGAUACAACUGGGGAGAUUAGGGAUGGGAACUGAUUUGUUCACGGCCUUAGGUUCGCUUGUUUCAAUUACAGAGCUAAAAUCACUAUCUCAUGGUAAACAGAUGCAUGGGCAUGUGAUAAGAAAUGAAAUCGGCAAUCAAGUGUCAGUUUAUAAUGCACUGAUAGAUAUGUAUUCCACAUGCGGUUGUAUAGACUCAGCAAGAAAUAUAUUUGAUUCUUUGGUGAAUAAGACUACAGUGUCUUAUAGCUCGAUGAUAAAGGGUUAUGUAAACAAUGAUUUAUUCUCCGAUGCUUUAUUACUCUUUAAUGAAAUGAGGAUGGAUCAAGUGAAGCCUGAUUCUGUAACACUUAUCAGCAUUCUCCCAGCUUGCGUAAGUUUGAGUUUAUUGAAUCAGGUGAAUAACAUCCAUGGGUACUCUAUAAAGCUAGGUUUGGUUUCGGAAGCUUCAGUUGGUACAGCUCUUUUAGUUAGCUAUGCAAAGUGUGGGUGCAUAGAUCUGGCACAGAAAAUAUUCAAUCAAGAAAAUAUCAUUCACUGGGACUUGGUAUCAUGGAAUUCAGUAAUUGGUGCAUAUUCAAAUCACGGCGAUUGGUAUAGAUGCUUUGAAAUGUAUGAAAUAAUGAAGGGAUCAAAUGUUUAUCCUGAUAGAGUAACUUUCCUUGAACUACUAAAAGCUUGUGUUAACUGUGGGCUUGUGAAGCAAGGUUUGGACUAUUUCAAUCAAAUGGUUUAUAUCUAUGGCCUAAAGCCAGAACAAGAACACUAUGCUUGCAUGGUGGACCUUCUAGGACGGUUUCGGCUUUUCAAAGAAGCCCUAGAGCUUAUAGAGAGAAUGCUGUUUAAAGCGGAUUCUCGCAUAUGGGGAUCCUUACUGAAUGCCUCAGCAGGAAAAUGGGAUGGAGUUUCUGCUAUGAGAAGCUUUCUUAAAGAUAGUAGUUUGAAGAAGACACCUGGGUGCAGCUGGGUAGAGAUCAGUGGUCGGGUGCAUGAAUUUCGUGUAUUGGAUCGAUCUCACGAUAAUUCGCAAGGUAUUUACAACAUGUUAAGCAUUUUGGAGCAAGAGAUUAGAGAUGAUACUAAAGAAUGUAGUGUCUUGUGGUGUUAAUCAUGUUUGAGCACAUCGGAAAACUCAAGGCGAGAUCGUUGUGAUUGGAAAUGCAGAAGUUUACCAUUUCAAAUCUCAUUGUUUGUCCAGGCUCAAGCUUCCAUAAAAGUGCUAUUUGAGAGCUGUUUGAUGAAGUGGCCAUGAGUUCUUAUUAGAUUUCUCCAAUCGGCACUUCCGCUCCUAAAGCUUAAAAGCUCAUCUCACCCUACUAAUACAGGAAAUGCCUCAGUGUUUUUGGAAGCAACUAAUUGCCGCUAUUUGGAUCAAGAUGUGACACAGUUGUCCUUCUUCUAAAAGCUUAAGCUAUUGGAUCACGAUGUUUUAAUUAUCUAUAUUCAUCACUCCACAUUAUCUGUGAGCGGAUUUUGAUGACAGGCCUAACAUAGAUUUCCUGGAAUAAAUAGGAGAAAAUUAAAUGAGACAAGACUCCAAGGAGACUCAAACUCAAGACCUUGUGCUCCAACACUAUACAAAGCGACUGUUUUUUCAUUAAAAGCUAAAGGUACCAAAGUAUGUUGUUUGAUCAUUCAUAUUCAAACACCCAAAUCUGUUUCCAAAGCUGUUCCAGAAGUUAUUCCGAAUAUCAAAAGGUAAGAUAUACUGAACAUUCAUACACAAUCCUUGUACAUAGAAAAAUAGUUGAUUUGUAAUCUAUUAAUUGGCAUUGGUCAAGAUAUGUUGCUUAUAAAUGAAAUCAUUUUCUUUCGCAUUGAUUGAGCCCCUGAACUUUCACUUAGCAAACAAUUCAAGCUUUUGUUGUUCGAAGUUAAAUGCAUUGGUAGGAAAUGGUUGCAGUGCAUACUAUGUUUGAUUAUGCCCGGGGCAAUGACAAUAUGCCACUUGGUUGGUCACAGACCAGUCCAAGUGCAGUGCUCUG